UAUUGACAAGACAAGUGACAACAAAGUAGCCUGAUCAACGUAUGUAAACACACAUAAGUUUAUUUAUAAAUCUAAAAUAAUGUUGACGUUUAAAUUAUAUUGUGCAUCAUAAUUAAAAAACAAAGUAACAAUGCCUAGUUUAAUAUUAACUUUAUUAUUUAUAAAUUUGUACAACUCAAUGAUUACUUUGACAAGUGGAACAAGUGAUUCUCUUCAAUGUUAUUCAGAUUUUUGUCACAAUAAUAACAACAACAACAUUGAUAACGUUAUCAAUAUAAAUAACAAUGAAAAAUGUUAUUUAACAUCAAUACAAAGAGGUCAAGAUUGUAUUGAUAUAAAAUUUCAUAAAUAUGGACAUGCUCCACCACCUGGAGUAGCCCUGAUUGAUUUAAAAUUAUCAGCAUAUAUUGUCAAUCUUCCUCAUAAAAAAAUAACAGCUUUUAAUCUUACUAUUAAUGAUAUUAAAUUUAAAAGAUUAUUAACGAGAUAUCAAAGCCUUGGUGACACAGCAUCAUCACACUGUCGUGAUAGUAUAUUUCAUGGCUUUGAUAAAUACAAUAGAGACAAAAAAAAUUUAUUUAUUUCUUGUCCAUUUGCUAAUUCAUCAUUUGAAGAUACAGACUACAAACUUGAAUAUCUUGUUACUUUUAAUCAUUAUAAAUACAGCAGGAAACUUGUUUUUAAUGUACCAAAUCAUUCAUCAAUUGAUGAACACAUCAGUAGUGUAUUUGAGUACAAACCAUUUGUCUAUAUUGAUGUUUCUGAUGUAUCAACAUUGUCAUUAUUCAUACAACCAAUGCCAAAUAAAUAUAAUAUUACAAGCUACAAAAUAUGGAUGAUAAAAUACAACACCAAUACAAUAAUUGACGUUGUUGAUGUUAUUUUGAAAUACAAUAAUGAUAAUGGUGAUAAUCAUUUACAGUAUAAUUUUACUGUGAGUGAAGGUAUUUAUCAAUUUAAAGUUGCUUCAAUGCAUCCACAAUGUGGUGAAUAUGGAUGUGUCAAUAAUACACUGCCUGCAAUUAGUACGAAAUAUCAAACUAAAAAAUUAUUCAUAAUGAUUAUAAGUUUUGUGUGGAUACCACCAGUUUUAUUAUAUGCAAUUUAUUAUUUAUACAGUUUUUAUAAACAAAGAGAAAUAAUGAAGAAAUUUAAUCAAAAUUGUCUCUUGAUUUACUCACCAACUCAUUCAGCACAUGUUAAUGUUAUGAUAAGUUUUGCAAAAUAUUUAAAAAGUUGUGGAAUCAAUGCUAUGAUUGAUGUACUUGAUAUACCAAAAACAUCUACUCGAGAUCCAGCUAUAUGGUGUAAUGAUGCAUUUGAUAAAGCAAAUAUUAUUUUAAUUGCAACAUCACCACCACCAUCAUCUAGUUGUGAUAAUACCAAUUCUGCAAGUACUAUUUAUCAGAAUUUGGAUAAUCAUUUGCUUCGACUUGUGCGAGAAAAUUAUUCAAAAAAUAAUAAAAAAUACAUGAAAAUUGUAUUUCCAUAUUGUAGUCAAAAUGACAUACCUGAAGAGGCUCGUCUUUUUAAAAAAUUUACAAUACCUGAUAAUUUAGAUAAAAUGAUAAGAUACAUUUAUCAAAGUAACAAAUUAAAGCUAUUUGGUAAAUCAAGCAAAGAUUUAAUUGCCAAUAUAAAUAUUGCUAUGACUGAAAUAUGCUUUAAAAAAUCUACUAGUCAAAUAAAUAAUACUGAAACUUAUGGCUUAUUUCAAGGACCAGAUGAUAAUUAUCAAAAAAAUUAUCAAUCUGGCGAUUGUAAUUAUAAAAAAAAUAGUAACAACGAUUAUUACACAAGUAAUGAAACAUUAAACUGUCAAUUUCCUCAAUAUUUUUCAACAAAAAUUGAUGAACUAAAUUUACUCGGUGAUGAUAGUGAUAAUUAUGAUGAUAACCAUUUAAAAAUCGAAACAAUACAGGGUCAUUAUGUUGCUUUACCAGACAACAAUGAUAAAUUUCAUAUUGACCAAUUGAAUUUAUAAAUUAUAAAUAUUAUUAUUAUUAGAAUAAUAAUAAUUAUCUAAAUGUACUGGAAUUUAAUUGAUUUGAUAUUAAUAAUUUUAAUGAGCUGGACUCAUUUGAAUGGCAAUUUCUUUUGAUAUUAUUAUUUAAUUUUUAACUUUAAAAAUUCUUUUCUUUUGUUUAAUCAUGAUUGAUAUUGUUUAUUUUGUUUUUUUUUACUGCGCUUAAUUUGUAAUAAUAUUAAUAAUAGUUAAUAAAUAAUAUAAAAUUUUAAAUUACACAUUAAAG
Molecule: messenger RNA, 2252 nt
Organism: Aphidius gifuensis
Lineage: Eukaryota; Metazoa; Arthropoda; Insecta; Hymenoptera; Braconidae
Exons: 5
Coding region: 131-1984 (617 amino acids)
Source: RefSeq, a predicted model, not a curated record